ACAGAGUGCGCAGGCGCAGUUUACAGCGCAGUGCUCAAGGCGACGUGGCGGGCGGAAGUACGGAAGCCGCUGGGAGAAGCUGCUCUCACCGCUACUCUGAGCAUCUCCCUGCUGCGUGGAGCUUUUCCUGGCACCAUGUUGAAGAAAUUCGACAAAAAGGACGAGGAGUCGGGUGGAGGCUCCAACCCCCUCCAGCACCUGGAGAAGAGUGCAGUACUCCAAGAGGCUCGGGUCUUUAACGAAACUCCUAUCAAUCCUCGGAAAUGUGCCCACAUCCUCACCAAGAUCCUUUACCUCAUAAACCAGGGGGAGCACCUGGGGACCACAGAAGCAACUGAAGCGUUCUUCGCCAUGACCAAGCUCUUUCAGUCCAACGAUCCCACACUCCGUCGCAUGUGCUACUUGACCAUCAAGGAGAUGUCCUGCAUUGCAGAGGAUGUCAUCAUUGUUACCAGCAGCCUGACCAAAGAUAUGACUGGGAAAGAAGAUAAUUACCGUGGUCCCGCUGUGCGAGCCCUCUGCCAGAUCACUGACAGCACCAUGCUGCAGGCUGUCGAGCGCUACAUGAAGCAGGCGAUUGUAGACAAGGUCCCCAGUGUCUCCAGCUCUGCCCUUGUGUCUUCCCUGCAUCUGCUGAAAUGCAGCUUUGAUGUGGUCAAGCGCUGGGUGAACGAGGCCCAGGAGGCAGCAUCCAGUGACAACAUCAUGGUACAGUACCAUGCACUAGGACUUCUGUACCAUGUGCGGAAGAAUGACCGCCUGGCUGUGAGUAAGAUGAUCAGUAAGUUCACCCGGCAUGGCCUGAAGUCCCCUUUUGCCUACUGCAUGAUGAUCCGAGUGGCCAGCAAGCAGCUAGAAGAAGAAGAUGGCAGCCGUGACAGCCCACUAUUUGACUUCAUUGAGAGCUGCCUGCGUAACAAGCACGAGAUGGUGGUAUAUGAAGCUGCCUCAGCCAUUGUCAACCUGCCAGGCUGCAGUGCCAAAGAGCUGGCCCCCGCCGUGUCAGUGCUCCAGCUUUUCUGCAGUUCGCCCAAGGCCGCUCUUCGCUAUGCUGCUGUGCGCACCCUCAAUAAGGUGGCCAUGAAGCACCCAUCAGCAGUGACCGCCUGCAAUCUGGAUCUGGAAAACCUGGUCACAGACUCGAACCGUAGCAUCGCCACAUUGGCCAUCACCACCCUCCUCAAGACAGGGAGUGAGAGCAGCAUUGACCGCCUUAUGAAGCAGAUUUCUUCCUUCAUGUCGGAGAUCUCAGAUGAGUUCAAGGUGGUGGUUGUCCAGGCCAUCAGUGCCCUGUGCCAGAAGUACCCUCGCAAACAUGCCGUGCUCAUGAGCUUCCUGUUCACCAUGCUAAGGGAAGAGGGUGGCUUUGAGUACAAGCGCGCCAUCGUGGACUGCAUCAUCAGCAUCAUUGAGGAGAAUGCAGAGAGCAAGGAGACAGGGCUGUCACACCUAUGCGAGUUCAUCGAGGACUGUGAGUUCACGGUGCUGGCCACCCGCAUCCUGCACUUGCUGGGCCAGGAGGGGCCCAAGACCAACAACCCCUCCAAGUACAUUCGCUUCAUCUACAACCGUGUGGUCUUGGAGCAUGAAGAGGUUCGGGCAGGUGCAGUGAGUGCCCUGGCCAAGUUUGGAGCCCAGAAUGAAGAGAUGUUACCUAGUAUCUUGGUGUUGCUGAAGAGGUGUGUGAUGGAUGACGACAAUGAAGUGAGAGACAGAGCCACCUUUUAUCUGAACGUCCUGGAGCAGAAGCAGAAGGCUCUCAAUGCAGGUUAUAUCCUAAAUGGUCUGACUGUGUCAAUCCCUGGUCUGGAGAGAGCCCUGCAGCAGUACACACUGGAACCCUCCGAAAAGCCGUUUGACCUCAAGUCUGUGCCUCUGGCCACUACCCCUAUGGCAGAACAGAGACCAGAAAGCACCGCCACUGCAACAGUCAAACAGCCAGAGAAAGUAGCAGCCACUCGGCAGGAGAUUUUCCAGGAGCAGUUAGCAGCGGUACCUGAGUUCCAGGGGCUCGGGCCCCUCUUCAAGUCCUCACCUGAGCCAGUGGCCCUCACUGAGUCGGAAACUGAGUAUGUCGUUCGUUGCACCAAACACACCUUCUCUGACCACUUGGUGUUCCAGUUUGACUGCACGAACACCCUCAAUGACCAGACCCUGGAGAAUGUCACAGUGCAGAUGGAGCCCACGGAGGCAUAUGAAGUGCUCGCCUAUGUGCCUGCCAGAAGCUUGCCCUACAACCAGCCUGGGACCUGCUACACACUAGUGGCUCUGCCCAAGGAAGACCCCACAGCUGUGGCGUGCACGCUCAGCUGUGUCAUGAAGUUCACUGUCAAGGACUGUGACCCCAACACUGGAGAGAUUGAUGAAGAAGGCUAUGAGGAUGAAUAUGUGCUGGAGGAUCUAGAGGUUACCGUGUCUGAUCACAUCCAGAAAGUCAUGAAAGUGAACUUUGAAGCAGCCUGGGAUGAGGUCGGGGAUGAGUUUGAGAAGGAGGAGACAUUCACCCUGUCUACUAUCAAGACACUUGAAGAGGCUGUGGGCAAUAUCGUGAAGUUCUUGGGAAUGCACCCUUGUGAAAGGUCAGACAAAGUGCCAGAGAACAAGAACACUCACACGCUGCUGCUAGCUGGUGUGUUCCGAGGUGGUCAUGACAUCCUUGUGCGCUCUCGGCUUCUGCUUUUGGACACAGUGACAAUGCAGGUGACAGCCAGAAGCUCAGAGGAGCUGCCAGUCGAUAUCAUCUUGGCAUCUGUGGGUUAAAGGUCUGGCCUGAGCUCUAUUCCUACCUUUUCCAACACUACAUCGAAGUUGCUUCUUCCCAGUGAAGCCAGUGGAAACUCUUCCCCACAUCUCUAUCCAGAAACAAUCAAGAAUCAAUACAGAUUUUUUUAAAAAUUGCAUCCUAUCAUUCAGGAAUGCUAGGGUAGAUUUCAUCACCCUGUCUGCAAGGAGACCUCAUAAAUGAAUAAAAUGUUCAGACUUCUCGGAUAUUUA
Molecule: messenger RNA, 2994 nt
Organism: Meriones unguiculatus (Mongolian gerbil)
Lineage: Eukaryota; Metazoa; Chordata; Mammalia; Rodentia; Muridae
Gene: Copg1
Product: COPI coat complex subunit gamma 1
Exons: 24
Coding region: 136-2760 (874 amino acids)
Biological process (GO): protein secretion; intracellular protein transport; organelle transport along microtubule
Cellular component (GO): endoplasmic reticulum; COPI vesicle coat; Golgi membrane
Molecular function (GO): structural molecule activity
Source: RefSeq, a predicted model, not a curated record